ACGCUUUUGGUGUGACUCCUCUGUCUGCUUAGCACAACUACUUUGCUUGUGCUAUCCGUUUCUUUGUUGUUAAGUUUUAUCAUUAUAAAGUGUCCUUCUCUACCUCAACUGCUGCAACAUGGCGGGAAACUUCUGGCAAAGUUCUCAUUAUCUUCAGUGGGUUCUGGACAAGCAGGACCUGAUGAAAGAGCGGCAGAAGGACCUGAAGUUCCUCUCAGAAGAGGAGUACUGGAAGCUGCAGAUUUUCUUUGCCAAUGUGAUCCAGGCUCUGGGGGAACAUCUGAAGCUGCGGCAACAGGUCAUUGCCACGGCAACUGUUUACUUCAAACGCUUCUAUGCCAGGUAUUCCCUUAAAAGUAUUGAUCCCGUGCUCAUGGCUCCUACUUGUGUUUUUCUGGCUUCUAAAGUCGAGGAAUUUGGAGUUGUGUCCAAUACCAGGCUGAUAUCUGCAGCAACAUCUGUGUUGAAAACAAGAUUUUCCUAUGCCUUUCCAAAGGAGUUCCAGUACAGAAUGAAUCAUAUACUAGAAUGUGAGUUCUACCUUCUGGAGUUGAUGGACUGCUGCCUGAUCGUGUACCACCCUUACAGACCCCUGCUGCAGUACGUGCAGGACAUGGGACAGGAGGACAUGCUGCUGCCCCUGGCCUGGCGAAUAGUGAACGACACGUACAGGACGGAUCUGUGUCUGCUCUACCCUCCCUUCAUGAUCGCCUUGGCCUGUCUGCAUGUGGCCUGUGUGGUGCAGCAGAAAGACGCCAGGCAGUGGUUCGCAGAGCUCUCUGUGGACAUGGACAAAAUCCUGGAGAUCAUCCGUGUCAUCCUGAAGCUUUAUGACCAGUGGAAAAACUUUGACGACAGGAAAGAGAUAGCUGCGGUGAUAAACAAGAUGCCCAAACCCAAACCUCCCCCCAACAGUGAGAGUGACCAGAGCUCAAAUGGGAACCAAAGCAACUCCUACAGCCAGUCUUAGCGUCAUCACGUCGGUUGGAAUCCAUAAUGUUGACGGUAGUGAGGGGGUGGAUCUUUUUUUCAAAAUGUUGCACGGCACAAACUUUGCGAUGUUGUGGUGCUUCGACCAACAAACUCUGAGAGCCACGUGCUCAUGUUUCCCCUUCUCUGAGCAUAAUGGGUGAAUGGAUAGAGUGAGCAGACGCUGAAAUGCCUCCAGCAAGCGGACGAUCUGGGACAGCAGUUUCGUCUCGAGGAGACUUUGUACUCUGCUCCUGACUUGAAUUAAAACUGAGGAACAUUUGG
Trematomus bernacchii (emerald rockcod) is the source of this 1254-nucleotide messenger RNA. RefSeq names its product cyclin C (gene ccnc). Gene Ontology annotation, molecular function: cyclin-dependent protein serine/threonine kinase regulator activity. Gene Ontology annotation, biological process: positive regulation of transcription by RNA polymerase II. Gene Ontology annotation, cellular component: mediator complex; nucleus. NCBI's taxonomy places the organism in Eukaryota, Metazoa, Chordata, Actinopteri, Perciformes, Nototheniidae. The record is from RefSeq and is a predicted model, not a curated record. Bases 119 to 970 code for a protein of 283 amino acids. The transcript is spliced from 12 exons.